AUGUGUGUGUCGGCGUCAAGCGAUGCGACCGUUAGAAUGUGGAAUCUGAAGACGUGUGAAUGUGUGAACACGUUUCGAGUGGCUGGUGAAAUCCCGAUUAACAGUGUACAUCCGAUACCAAAAUCUGAUAAUCAGUUUGUGGUGUGCAAUCGGUCGAAUACGGUGGUUGUGGUGAAUAUCAGAGGACAGAUUGUUAAAACGCUGACAUCAGGAAAACGUGAAAAAGGUGAUUUCAUUGGAUGUACUCUAUCGCCACGAGGCGAGUGGAUCUAUUGUGUGGCUGNGGCAAUCUGGAGAUUACACGAUGAAGCUGUACACGGUCUAUGUCAUCAUCCACAUCAGAAUUUGAUUGCAUCCUACGCGGAAGAUGGAUUGCUGAAGUUGUGGAAACCAUGA
Messenger RNA from Anisakis simplex (herring worm), 396 nucleotides. The record is from the annotation of a GenBank genome assembly. Lineage: Eukaryota; Metazoa; Nematoda; Chromadorea; Rhabditida; Anisakidae.